CUAACCUAACCCUAAAAUCUUGCACUACCAAGAUGAAGAUGAAAACAACAACAAUUAUGUAGUGUUUAGUGAAGUCAAAGUAAAAUAGCGAAGAUAUUACGAAUCAAAUAGUUCAUUUAUUAUAAUUCACUUUUAUUCAAAUCAUCGAUAUGUAUAAAAGUUUGAGAAAAAUUUUUUCAGAAAAUGUGUACCUCUUCCUGGGUAUCUUUAUUGGCAUGUAUUUCUCUUCCAUGCUUUCUACAUCCUUGGAUACCACUUGUAACAGGCAUCCCAAAGCACAGGAGGUUCCUGAGGUGAAGCAUCAUAUGGCACAAGUAAUAAUCAACUCAUCUGUGGACAAAUUUGCUCCCAAAGUUCUCUUGAAGAAACCCAGUCCCAGCAAAAAAGGGAAAUUGAUUAGGCCCAGAUAUUAUUCAACAGAGCUGGGUAUCAGAGAAAAGCUAUUUGUUGGUAUAUUCACUUCAGAAGAAAAGAUAAAUAAUCAAGCUUUACACAUAAAUAAAACCAUUGGUCAUCUGGUGGACAAAAUCAAAUUUUUUAUGACUGCCCAAUAUAAGAUGAAAACUGCAUUGAACUUAACAGGGCUGGUUGGAUUUACAGAUUCAAGAUCUAAGUAUAGACCUUUCCAAGUUCUAAAAUAUGUUUGUGAUACAUUUGGACAGGAAUAUGAUUAUUAUUUUUUUGCUAAUGAUUAUACAUUCAUUAAUGCUCAUAAGCUGAAGGAUGUAGUGAAGAAGAUAAGUGUUAGUAUGGAUAUAUAUUUGGGCACCAGAGUUGAGGAUGGAAGCUACUGUAGCUUAGAUUCUGGAAUAAUAAUAAGUAAUUCAGUUUUGAAGGCACUGAGAAAACAUUUGGACUGGUGUAUUAUGAAUGCUAUUUCUGAGGAUCAGAGUGAGAACAUUGGUAGAUGUAUUCAUCACUCUUUGGGGCUAUCUUGCCAGGAAACUGUGCAAUUAGAAAGUUUGCCUUCCUUCAAAUUGAAACACUUUGAACUUGGCUCACAUCUGAAAAAACUUGUGCAGAAUCAAUAUUUCAAUAGUGCUGUUACAGUCUAUCCAGUAUUACAGAAAGAUGAUUUCUAUAUAUUGAAUGCACAUUUUCUAAAGCAAAGAUUGAUGACCUUAAAGGAUGAAGUUAAUGAUCUGUCAUCUCCUUUGACAGAAAAUUGGCCUCCAGGUCAAAGGGCUGGUUCAAAACCAGCUACUAGAUUUGACUUACCUAAACAGCUUUAUUUCAACAUGUCACAUGUAUUUUUUUCUGAUGAUUUCACAAAUAUUAGAGAGCACACUGAAGCUGAAAUGAUGGAUAUUGAGAAUAUUUUAGAAGAAAUCAAAUCUGAAGUGGCAAACAAAUAUAAAAAGGAUUUACAAUUUAGAAAACUCAUGAGUGGUAUAAAAACUUUUGAUUUGAGCAGAGGAAUGGAUUACACUUUGGAUAUUUCCUUCAGAGAUCUCAAUACAGGCAAAGAAGUGAUCAAGAGGUUUGAGGUUUGCAAACCACUCGGAAAAAUCGAGUUCAUCCCAGUACCAUAUAUGACUGAAAAUACAAGAGUGAAUAUAAUUCUUCCUAUACAAGAAACGGAAAUAUCAUUGGGUGUGGACUUUUUGACAACUUAUGCCAAAACCAUAAUGGACCGAAAGGAAAAGACAUUCUUGAUGCUUGUAUUUCUGUACCAGUUCAACAGUGAAAGCAAAGGCACUGCAGAUCCAUUUCAUGAAAUCAAAAAUUUCGCAACAAAAGCAACAAGUAAAUAUAGGAAUGAUGAUGCCAAAAUCGCAUGGUUAUCAGUAAGGCUUCCGUCUUAUCCCAGACCACUGUUUGUUCAGGAAAAUCAGGCACUGAACUUUGCUAUUGUUGACUUGACACUCAAGAAAAUUGGACUGGAUAGUCUUUCUCUGCUUCUAGAUGUUUAUUGUAAUAUAACAGUGGACUUCCUAAACAGGGUUAGAAUGAAUACUAUACCACAUUUUCAAGUGUUCAGCCCCAUACCAUUCCGCCAGUAUAAUCCAAAAAUAUCACAACAUAGUAGCUUGGAAAUCAACAAAUAUUCUGGGCACUUUGACAGAGAAGAAUACAAAUAUAUAUCAUUUUAUGGAAGGGAUUAUGUUUUUGCAAGGAAAAAAUAUGAGCGUUUUAUGCCAUUAGUGCGAACUGAUAAUGAUAUCAGUAAUGUUAUUGAUGAAGAUCAUAGGAAUACAGGAAACAUUUUUGAAAUGUUCCUUAAGUUCAGUGAAAACCUUCAUUGUAUGAGAGCUACUGAAAUGAAUUUGAGAAUAAAGUACCACGAGGAAAAAUGUCCAAGUAGACGAAAUUUAUUUUUAGGAACUGAAAAUCAGUUGGCCAAACUUCUUUUGACAGAGAAUAAUAUAUUAUUGUAAUGAUAUAUUUUUUAUAUGUAUGAUUUGAUGUAAGUGCGUGUAAUAACUCAUUGUGAUAUUUUUAAUAUAUUUU
This is a messenger RNA of Phaedon cochleariae (mustard beetle), 2451 nucleotides long. NCBI's taxonomy places the organism in Eukaryota, Metazoa, Arthropoda, Insecta, Coleoptera, Chrysomelidae. The record is from the annotation of a GenBank genome assembly.